This is a messenger RNA of Enhydra lutris kenyoni (northern sea otter), 2415 nucleotides long. RefSeq names its product hepcidin antimicrobial peptide (gene HAMP). Gene Ontology annotation, biological process: intracellular iron ion homeostasis. The transcript is spliced from 3 exons. The coding region runs from base 2062 to 2313 and encodes 83 amino acids. Lineage: Eukaryota; Metazoa; Chordata; Mammalia; Carnivora; Mustelidae. Gene Ontology annotation, cellular component: extracellular region. The record is from RefSeq and is a predicted model, not a curated record.
CAUGGCCUCGGUGUGUGUGACUGUGGACCCCGGUCUGUCCGUGGGUCAGAUGGGUGGAGAAAUUAAGGACUAUCCCCUUUGAGGCUCCAGGUGCGCAUAUGUGGUGUGGGGGCGUGGGGCACUAGGGUCAAGGACGUGUCUCAUGUUUUCAGAGGAGAGGCUGGGGUCUCUCCUGUCAUCUGUUACUAAAAACAGCACUGGCUUCUGACCCUGCCCGUAAGGGUUGAAGCCCUCCCCUCUGUACCAGCCAAUGGUGGAGCCUGGCCUUGAGCCCCCCACCCCCAGGAAGGGCAGAUGGCCAGGAAGCUGGGCUUGGCCCGGCAGCCUGUCGCCUCACCCCGUGGCUCUGGCGCCUGCACUGUGACCCCUGCCCCGGCUAGUGAUGAAACCUGGCCUCAGCUGCGAUGCUGUGCUGCCUGGGGCUGCUGGGGGAUGCCGCUGCGUCUCCCCGGGGCUGAGUGUGCAGCGCGGCCCCGUGCAACCCCCAGGACAGAGGCCGGUCCUCCUGCUCACCUGGCCCACCUCUCCACCUGCUCCUCAUCCCAGAUGCUCCCAACUGGUCUGGCCCCUGACGGGCCCUGUCUCCCUUUACCCCUCUGACUGAGGCCGUUAGAGCGAAGAUGUUUGGCGCAGGGGGCGGCCUGCACUUCCCAGACCCCACUCCCCCGACUUCUGUGGUUUCAAGUGUGCCUUGGCAAACAGGUCAGGGCCGGGAGGAGUGUUCGUUCCUUGGCAGCAUCGCCCACAGGCCCUUAGGCUGGAGCUGACCCUGCCUGGGUGGUCCCCAAGUGAGUCAGGGAGGCCGCUGGCCAGAGGCCUGCCUUUCAAUCAGGGCUGUGGUUCCCUGGACUACAUGCACCCAGAGACGGCUCAGAGUUUGUGGGAGUGAGGUUGCCAGGUCAGGCCACGUGCCUCGUCUCUCCUUCGGUGACAUGCUGGAGAACCAGCUCUCAAGAAAAAAGGCCCAGGUUUGUAGAGUCAGCCGAUGUCUAGGGUUGAAAUACUCCCACCACUGCUGGAUUCCCAGCGCCAGGGUGGGCCCAGUCUAGCACACUCCCCUGUGCCCUCCUGUGCUUGAGGGGAGACAGGAGAGCCAAAUGGUGAGAACACAGGCCCCCGAGUCAGGCAGCUCAGGCUGGAACCCUAGCUCUAGCCUAGCUCUAACCCUAGCCCUGGCCUCCGACCAGGGGAGCUUGAGCAGUGCCCCAGUCUCUUCCUGCAGCUCCUAGAAAGCGAAGAUGACCGUGUGGGCGCUGUGCUAAGAGGGAGCAGGGUCUGGGCAGCCAGGCCUCGGGGGAUUAGUGGCAAAGGAGGCAGCGGGGGUCCCUGAAUGCAGAGCAGAGCCCAGCACAGGGCUGGCAGGAGCUGCUUGGAGGACAGGUGCGUCGGACGUGGGUCAGUACAUCUGGCAUAAAAGAGGUGGCGUCCAGUGUUAGCAACUAACGAAUACUUCCAGCUCCUAUAGGCAGAAGUUCCAAAAGAAAUUCUGAUAUUCAGAAAAUCACCCGCACGCUGGGGGCUUGUGCCGACAUAAACUCGUGCGUCUGGCUGCCCAGUGUUUCCUCCUGGGAUCUGCGCCCUGUGAGAGGGGAGCCUGAAGCAGUAGGAAUUACACUGGGCACCCCCAGGGUGGCCUGUAAGUGACGGCCAGCCUCCCAGCGGAUGAGGACAUCGAGAAAGGGUGGGGAAUAGGAGGUCACUUCACUCCUGCUCAUCGACCUGUUCAACUUCUGGGUCAAAGGGGGAAAUUCUUUUUCUGAGGUCAACCGGGUGAUGCCCUGUCAGGGAAAGUGUUUCCCAGGUGGCCCGUCUGCCCCACCCCCAGACACACCUCUGCUAAGGGUGACAUAACACUGUUCCCUGUCACUCUGUUCCCGCUUAUCUCCCGUCUUGUCGGCGCCACCACCUUCUUGGAAAUGAGUUAGGACAAAAGGGGCGGGGGGGGCUUACCACCCCCGCCUCCUCCAGAAGCACCCAUAAAAGCCACUGAAACGGGGGACCAGACACCACAGCCGGUCCUGAACCUAACAGCAGGACAGCCGAACAGCCAGACAAGACGGCAUGAUGGUACUGAGCCCGCGGAUCCAGGCUGCCGGCCUCCUGUUCCUCCUCCUGGCCAGUCUGGCCAGUGGCUCGGUUCUUCCGCACCAGACAAGACAGCUUACAGCCCUGCAAGCCCAGGACACAGCCGAAGCCGAGCCUGGCUUGACGCCCACGCUCCUGAGGCUGAGACGAGACUCCCACUUCCCCAUCUGCCUGUUCUGCUGCAACUGCUGUAAGCCAUCAAAGUGUGGGUUUUGCUGCAAGACAUAGAGCCUCCCCGGCCUGCCCCCCUAUCCUCCCCGACCCUCGUAUUUAUCUGCCUUGCCCUCCAACCCUCUGUGACCAGACUUGGAAUAAAAUGGUUCUGUCUGU